AUCUUUGAAAUCGCUGCUGCAAAACAUAUGCAACAAUAAGAAACACUUGCUGCGUUAAAAGUUUCCUUUUUUAUAGUGUUCCUGCUGUUGCCUACGUUUUUAUUCUCAUUGUUACUUCCAUUUAACCUUGAUUCAAUCUCUGCUGUAAACAAUUUACCGCUUUAACAAACCAAGAUGGCGAAUUCACUAUCAUCCGAUCAUGAACUGGCUACAAGGGCAUUUAUUGAUACAGUCAACAACGUCAGGCAGAAGAGUCGAUCAUCUCCUGUUACAUGGUCUGUUGCCACUAAAUUUCUGGCUGCUCGUAAAUGGGAUGUAGCACGUGCUGUUACACUAUACGAAGCACACGAAGCAACCAGACAACGAGAGGGACUUGUUAAUUUUGACCCUAAUCAGGAUCCUUUGAAAAGUGAGCUGAGAACAGGGAAAUUUACUGUAUUGCCAACACGAGAUCAAAGUGGUGCAGCUAUAGCUGUAUUCACAGCACGAGUCCAUUCUCCUUUGGAAUCCUCUCAUCAAACCACCUUGCAGGGUGUUGUUUAUCAAUUAGAUGUUGCGCUUGAAAGCAUUGACACACAACGAUGUGGUCUUGUCUUCAUCUAUGAUAUGUCAGAUUCUAAAUAUUCCAAUUUUGAUUAUGAACUCAGUCAAAAAAUCUUAACGCUGCUGAAGGGUGGAUAUCCAGCUAAAUUAAAGAAGGUGUUGAUUGUGACAGCACCUCUCUGGUUCAAAGCCCCUUUUAAAAUCCUAAGGUUAUUUGUUCGAGAGAAGCUUCGGGAUCGUGUGUUCACUAUUAGUGUACCGCAGCUGGCCCUCCAUAUUCCCAGGGAGUCGUUGCCAGGGAAGCUGGGCGGUACUCUGGAAGUGAAUCAUGAAGCUUGGUUGCUCCAUUGCCUCCGCUCCAUGACUAACCGGGAACAGCAUGGUGAUGGAACAGGGGAAGGGGCUGGGCCACAGUGUACCUUGACUAACGAUGGAGCUGACUUGACUUCAUCGUCAUCGUCCCUUUCCCUGUCGGUGUCAUCCAGCGUUGCUGCUGCUGCUGACGCUGCUACAAAAGCUCUUCUUGCAAAUGGAAUGGCAGGCUCUGGAUCUCAGCUUCCUCAGCAGGAUCAAGACGUUUCUAUCACAAAUGGUAAUAAUCAACCAAAAACCAUGGAUCAUGGAGAAUUUGUGCCAGAUGGUGAUGAUGACGAUGAUAACGAAGAUGAAGAUGAUGCUGAAAUAGCAUCUGCUAGUCUUAAUCCUCAUUCUUGGGAUCAUGCUGUUAAUGGAGAAGCAUCAUCUCCUGCUCCUCCUUCAUCAGCUAGCAGUGGUUUUUCAUCUGAGGAUAGUCUGCACUGUGAUAUCAGUGGUGGAUUAUCUAUUGAACAAUUUGUUGAAUAUGUUCGCAAUAGGGGACAUUCAGAACUUGUUGCUGAGUAUGUGGAAAUAAAGCUUAGGGAGGCAGAUGGAUCUUUUAACCAUGCGAGAAUGCGUCAAAAUGCACCCAAAAACCGUUAUUCGGAUGUGUUGUGCUUUGAUCAUAGCCGGGUCCUCCUUUCUCAAAUUGAUGAUGACACAUGCAGUGAUUACAUAAAUGCUAACUUUGUUGACGGAUACAAGCAAAAGAAUGCAUUUAUUUCGACUCAAGGUCCGCUACCUAAAACAUCAGUGGACUUUUGGAGAAUGAUAUGGGAGCAGCAAGUUUUGGUGGUUGUUAUGACUACUAGAGUUGUAGAACGAGGCCGUACAAAGUGUGGUCAGUAUUGGCCUCCAGAAGAAGGAGCAGCCCUCACCUUUGGACAGUUUGAGGUCACAAGUGGUGCAAUGGAACAGAAUGAUGACUACACCGUCACUUCUCUUACACUCACUAAUACUAAGACGGAAGAAAGCCGAACAGUUAGUCACAUGCAAUUUACUUCUUGGCCGGAUUACGGAGUUCCUCAAUCAGCACAGGCUAUGCUUGAGUUCCUUGACCGAGUCAGAACUCAGCAGGCUAAUAUGGUUACUGCUUUAGGAGAUACUUGGGCAGGACACCCUAAAGGUCCUCCUAUUGUUGUCCAUUGCUCUGCAGGAAUCGGCAGGACAGGAACUUUCUGCACAUUAGAUAUUUGCAUAGCCCGAUUGGAAGAUGUGGGGACUGUAGAUGUUCGUGGUACUGUAGAACGAAUAAGAUCACAAAGGGCCUUUUCUAUUCAAAUGCCAGAUCAGUAUGUGUUUUGUCAUUUAGCCCUUAUUGAAUAUGCCUUAUUAAAAGGACUUGUUUCAAAUGUUGAUCUUGCGGGGUUGGAGAAAUUAAAGGAGGAGGAUUCAGAUUGAUUGAGACCAAUAAUAUAGGGCAAUGCUAACUGCGAAUCAUUUAUUUUUGUUCCUCUGGAAAUGGAUCCCCGUGAAAUGUGGUGAGCAAAAAUCUGAAUAAUGUUUUUUGAGGAAGUAUUUAAAAUCUCCAAGUAUUUAAAUUUUGUGAAUAUAGGGGUAUAGUGCCACUGUGAUAUUGUAUGGCAGUCAUUGGCUGUAAGCUGGCACUGAUGUUGCUGUCUCAACUUGUUUCCUUAAAUGUCACUGAUAUUAUUUAGACCGAAUUUGUGCUGACCCACCGUAACCCCAGAACUGACUUUCAGCAAAAUUUCAUUCAAACAUAGGAAACUUGUUGAUUUAUCAACAUUUGUGAUUUGAGUGGUUGUGGUGUGGUGUGCAUUGUUUUCUACGUAUGUCCGGUCAGUGUUGGGAUACCAGGUGUUUAACCAGUGUAACCAUUAGUGAUUAUUCUGUUCAGAAAAUUUAAAGAGAUGCAUUUCCCCUCUAGUUGAAAUGUGAAUCAAAGCAGAAUGAAUUCUCUGGGUUAUACUAAAGCAGUCUUUGUGUAAAUGUGGGUUUGACACAUAUCGGAGUUCUGUCGUCUUAAAUAAUCACUUACCUUACUUUCAUGCGCGUGUCUUCUAGCCUUGUUUAUUUCUUGUGAUCUUUUAUGAAAGGUUCACAUACUGGGUAACUGAAUGGCACUGAUUUGAUUCAGAUAAUUUGUAACCAAUUCAGGGGAGAAUUCAUUCAUCCAAGUGGUGAAAUAGACUAAUAAAUUCUUCCUAAGGUUUGGGCCCCUACAAGCAAGGUGCUUAUUGCAAUGGGUCUUAUUUUUACUACAAACUUUUUAUAUUCUAUUUAAACGCUUUUGGAACCAUUACACUUCUUCACAAGGUACGUGACUGAUGAAUAAAACUAAGAUUUAACUUGUAGCCAUUUCUUUAAUGCAUUUAUCUGCACAAUGAAUCAAAUCAGUGUUGAAUAGGAAAAUUAUCUUCAGAGACUUCAUUGAUGGGCCACAUUGUAAACUUCUUAAUUUUUGAAUAUCUGUGUUAUUUCACCUAUCAGUUUUAUUCAUGAUUAUAUGUUCUCUUGAAAUAUUGCUAUUUGAUAAUCAUUUGUUGAAAUUCUGCAUUGUCUUGUGUAAGGGUUAACUCAUUUUGCUCUGCCUAGAUGGCAUAUGUUGAACAUUAGAUAUUACUAAUCAAAUUCUCUUAUUAAAUCUGCCAUUGAAAUGUAAUAAUAACAAUAAUUUUCCUUUAAUGACAGUGGAUAGCAGCAAAUUUCUGUUGCUGAUAUUAAUAGUUCUAGAUUGUUUAGAAGUGUUUGGCAUCUUUGUGAAGUGUGUUCCUUUCAAAAUGUGGGCAUUGCAGUAUACUAUACUUGUAUGUAAGUCAUAUGAUUGAGGUAUACCAGGCAGCCAUUUUAACCAGGCUAUUUUGGAAGUAGUCAAUAUUUUUAAUGUAUUUUAGUUUAUUUCACUUGUACUCUGCUUCAUUAUCUGGCCAUUUCUUUAUGAGACAUAUUUCAAAUCCUCGUGUUAAUUUCAUUUGUUGGUUAUGAAACAUUUGUGUAUCAGCAUGGUUGUAUUGUAUCAUGUAGCAUACUGCCACUGACAAUAAUAGUUUUGGUCAGUGGUUGUAUGGUAAUGAACUCCAGUUGAUGGAAAAGUACAUCAUGUUGAUGUACAAGAGGAAUAUCCAGUUUGUUGACGGUCUACUUCCGCAGUGUCUUGAUUAUAAUAGUAUGUUUUCCCUUAUCUUUACAAUGAUUCUGGAGCUAUGUGCCAUGAAGUGACUUAGUAGCAUGUCAUUACCUUGCACUUCUCUCAAAUCCCUUGCUUUCUUGUAUCUUUAACAAGUUAGCUACAUUAUUUUGACCAUUUGGCCUGCUGUUUCCCUCCUUUUUUGUAUUGUUUAUCCUGAUGGAAAAGUGUCAAAAAUAUUGUUUUAUGACUUUAGAUACUACUUAUGGUACAAUUGUGAGGAAAAAGAAUCCAUUGUUUAAUUUAUUAAGUGUGGCAUCCCUCUUGCCUUUCGCUAAUUUGGUAGUGUUGUGUUAGAAAGCAUCAAAAUUCAACCUUUUUUUUUUUCUGAUUUUAAAACGUAAAUCAUGUGUGGAGUUGCUUGGAGAGAAAAUUUAAACCAAAGAGAUGUAGGUUCAGUAUUUUGGUUGGUAUAUGACUGAAGUUGAACUAUUUUAUUGUUGUGUUUUUUAGUUUAGUUUUUAUUUCUUGUUUUCUUUUGGGUCUGUAGAGUAUGGAAGUUCAAAUAUGAAAGACGCAUUGUCAAGUUUCUUCAAGACUCUUUAUCUCAUAGGAAGGAGUCCUGGAAUAUUGUUUUCAGGCACUGCCUUCAUGUGUGUGUAUCAAUGUGUACAGUUCUUCCAUUUGAUUGUUCAUAAAAAGUUCCAUUGGAAUUUUCCUGUAGUACGUCCGUGCCGAUAUGACCACAUGCGAGGUCAAACACGACCCUAUGUUAAUGAGUAGUAGGUCUUAAAAAUCUCGACAGGAGGGUGUUAAUUUUGUGCAACAGAUUGGAAAAUACCUUCCUUAUAUAUUUUAAUUUGAUCAAAGGGCUUAUGCCUGGACUUGAGUUCAUCCCUAUAUUCAUUCUCUUGUCAUUCAUUGAACUUCAAACACUUGUUCUGGUCCUUUUCAAUUCAGAUUAUUCUUGCGAACUUGUAUGUUUCCUUGUGAGUACACUAGUGUGCAGCUAUGUCAGAAUAUUUAUUGUUGUUUUCUCUUUAUGUUGAUUAGAAUGUUUAUGACUGCUACCAUAACUAACUGCCCCUGCAAUUUGCUACUCUUAAUACAAAUCAAUCUAUGCAAACAAAAAUAUUGGUGGUCUUUUGAACACCUUAUUAAUGAAAAUGUGAUAUUGAACUCGAGUUAAUAAUGUGUAACUAUGCUUUGUGAUGUACUGAUUAUUUAGGUUAUGGUCUGUUUGAAUUUACCUCUUACUGUCACGCCAUUCAUCUGUCAUGCUUUGUCAUUCAAUAUUUAGAGCCACCCUUGUAUGUUGCGAUGAAAUGCUCGUGUCAUUUGUUUAGCACCAAACUUGUCUAAGAGUCUCAAGUUAAAUGUGUAUAUUUAACUUACCAUUCGCAGAUGCGGACUUUUCUGAGCUGCACUGACUGGAUAUGCGUGGAAAUAUAUUUCAGUUUUAUCUUGUUUUCUUUUUCUAUUAUAAAUAGAUGUCGGAUAAUUAUUUUAUUUAAAUGUGUAUAUAUUAAGAAUUAAUAUAUAUUAAUUACAUACUGCA
Molecule: messenger RNA, 5546 nt
Organism: Thrips palmi
Lineage: Eukaryota; Metazoa; Arthropoda; Insecta; Thysanoptera; Thripidae
Product: tyrosine-protein phosphatase non-receptor type 9-like
Exons: 12
Coding region: 175-2301 (708 amino acids)
Biological process (GO): protein dephosphorylation
Molecular function (GO): protein tyrosine phosphatase activity
Source: RefSeq, a predicted model, not a curated record